Cephus cinctus (wheat stem sawfly) is the source of this 837-nucleotide messenger RNA. RefSeq lists its product as uncharacterized. NCBI's taxonomy places the organism in Eukaryota, Metazoa, Arthropoda, Insecta, Hymenoptera, Cephidae. The transcript has 2 exons. The record is from RefSeq and is a predicted model, not a curated record. Bases 32 to 355 code for a protein of 107 amino acids.
CAUCGCGCGGCCGUAUAAUAAUAUCGAAGUAAUGGAGGUGAGCGUACGUGGCCCUCGGGGAAGGAACGGGGUCCGGGGGCUUCGGCCAACUUACGUACGUACCAUUGGCAGCUCCGCGAAUACAGAGGCCGUUGCGGGUCACGGACGGCUCUUCGUUCCUUACUUCUCCGCGGCGCCAGCAUCGCCGUUACCCGGUACCGGCAGAUCGAGCGAAAUGCACGGUAUGCGGCGGCUAUAUGCAAAACCAAUUAGAGCCGGUGCUACGACACACCGAAAGGAAGACGAUCCCAUUGCGAUAAUAUCGCGCGGACUGCCAGUAUUUUCUAACCCCGUUCAACCGAUGAGCCCGCACUGAAAACGCGUACCAGGCGCUGCCUUAAGGGUAACGCGAAGGCGUCGACGUCGGAAGGAGUAGCGGCGUGACUUGGAUUUAAAAAAAGUAUGCAUUGAAAUUUACAGAGACGUGUGAAAACUGACAAGACCAGUUCUUACAUUGCAGAACGUCUGCUCGAUCAAGAGUUUAAGUAGGCCGAUAUUUGGCUAUACGGAGCCUCGUAAAGAAGAUAGAAGGAUCGAUGAGAAAAAGAUACGCCAGUUAUUAAAUUAUUCAAGAAGCGGGGUCCCGCGACUCUUCGCCGUUAAUUCGGAAACAAGAGUCGCCGUGGUUAGUAAUUGCAGCGAGGGUUAAUAAGAUCAGGAACGAUCAUAGAGAGAGAGAGAGAGGAGCUUUUCACGGCGAAAAUAAUUGCUCCGUUCCCCUCGAUUCUCGCAAUUACCGGUUCUUUCUCUAUAGGUCAUAUCUCUCUCUUUCUCUCUAUCUCCUUUGGCUCUGCUCUC